Messenger RNA from Staurois parvus, 354 nucleotides. The record is from the annotation of a GenBank genome assembly. NCBI's taxonomy places the organism in Eukaryota, Metazoa, Chordata, Amphibia, Anura, Ranidae.
UGCCACCUAUCAGUGCCAGUCAGUGCCACCUAUCAGUGCGCCAAUCAGUGCCAGUCAGUGCCACCUAUCAGUGCCAGUCAGUGCCGCCUAUCAGUGUCAGUCAGUGCCGCCUAUCAGUGCCAGUCAGUGCUGCUUAACAGUGCCAGUCAGUUCUGCCUAACAGUGCCAGUCAGUGCCGCCUAUCAUUGCUGCCUAUCAGUGACAUGUAUCAGUGCUGCCUUUCAGUGCCCAUCAGUGAUGCCUGUCAAUGCCCAUCAGUGCCACCUACCAGUGCCUCCUCAUCAGUGCCCAUCAGUGCCACUUAGCAGUGUCCAUCAGUGCAGCCUAUCAGUGCCCAUCACUGCAGCCUCAUUA